Messenger RNA from Episyrphus balteatus (marmalade hoverfly), 1577 nucleotides. RefSeq names its product ubiquinone biosynthesis monooxygenase COQ6, mitochondrial (gene Coq6). Gene Ontology annotation, biological process: ubiquinone biosynthetic process. Gene Ontology annotation, cellular component: mitochondrion. The transcript has 8 exons. Lineage: Eukaryota; Metazoa; Arthropoda; Insecta; Diptera; Syrphidae. The record is from RefSeq and is a predicted model, not a curated record. Bases 89 to 1489 code for a protein of 466 amino acids. Gene Ontology annotation, molecular function: oxidoreductase activity, acting on paired donors, with incorporation or reduction of molecular oxygen, NAD(P)H as one donor, and incorporation of one atom of oxygen; FAD binding; 2-octaprenyl-6-methoxyphenol hydroxylase activity.
AACUCUCACUUCAUCAAAUCAGCUUUGUUUAUUUUUAUCGUUUGAAUUUCACAAAUAUUUUAAUUUUCUGAAUUUCCUCGAAAAAAAAAUGUCGAUUUUAAUCAGAUUCUCCCCAAAACGUUUAACUUUACCAUUAAAUUCUAUAAUAAAUUCAUCGAGACACCUAUCACAUGAUCAGAGUAGCCUCACGACUAAAAAUCAACUUCCUCAACAUUACGAUAUAAUCAUAGCCGGUGGUGGACUUGUUGGGACUGCUCUUGCUUGUGGAAUAGCUAAAAAUAAAGUUCUUUCGGAAAAGAAAGUCCUUUUGCUUGAAGGAGCGCCACCAUUCAAAGGUUUCGCCGGUGGCCAAUACGGCAACCGAGUAUCGGCAAUUAAUAAUGGCUCCGUUGAGUUGUUCAAAUCAAUUGGCGCCUGGGAUAAGAUAUCUUCGACACGUUACAAACCUGUUAAACAAAUGCAAGUUUGGGACGGAAGCUCCGAUGCUUUGAUUACUUUCAAUCAUGAUAAUUUCUCAGAAAAUGUCGCUUGUAUUAUUGAAAAUGAUUUAAUGUUGGAUGCAAUUUACACCCAACUAGAAACAGCACAGAAUGUAACGAUUCUGAACAAAUCAAUGGUCGGGGAUGUUAAAUUGCGAAUGGAUGGUAAUCCGAAGAAUGUCGUUAGUCUCAAGAACGGUGAUUCGAUGAGUUGUGAUUUGUUGAUUGGUGCUGACGGUGCAAAUUCAAUUGUUAGAAAACAAAUGGGUGUUGAUGUUUUUUCUUUAAAUUACGAACGAAUGGGAUUGGUAGCGACUCUUGAAUUAGUCGAUCCUGGAGAUAAUUCAGUUGCAUGGCAGAGAUUUAUUCCAACCGGCCCUAUUGCAUUCCUACCGCUGAACGAUACGAUGAGUUCACUGGUUUGGAGUACUACUCCAAGUGAGGCUAAGAGGCUUGCAUCUAUGGAACCAAAUGAGUUUGUUGAUGCAGUAAAUGAAGCUUUUUGGAAAGACUAUCCAAAAAGCAACGUUGUCACAAACGCACUGGAGGCUUUGAACUCUAUUAUGGGAAGAGACACCUUAUCUAAUCGACAAUAUCCACCAAAAGUCAAGAGUGUUGUUGAUAAGUCUCGUGCAUGUUUUCCACUUGGUUUUCUUCAUGCCUCAUCUUAUGUCUCCACUGGAGUUGCUCUCAUUGGAGAUGCAGCACACAGAAUUCAUCCUCUCGCCGGUCAAGGAGUUAACUUAGGUUUCAGUGAUGUGACAAAUUUAGUCAAAGUCCUUUCCGAUGCUGUGUAUGCUGGAGCUGAAAUUGGUGACAAACAUCAUUUGGUCCAAUACGAACAAAAUAGUUUAAUCAAGAAUGUACCGCUUAUGAUUGGUGUGCAUGGUCUACAAAGGCUCUAUUCAACCACUUUCAGCCCUGUGGUUUUACUGCGCAGUUUGGGAUUACAAUUAACACAGAAUAUCCCUGGAAUCAAGGAUAUCUUCUUAAAACGGGCAAUAGCUUAGAAUCUUAUGAUUAGUAUUACUUGAUUAAUGGUUAAUAAUUUUGUUUUGUAUAAAUAAACGGUACAUUUAUACAAUUAAUUGAAUAAAA